Messenger RNA from Nicotiana tabacum (common tobacco), 1926 nucleotides. The record is from RefSeq and is a predicted model, not a curated record. NCBI's taxonomy places the organism in Eukaryota, Viridiplantae, Streptophyta, Magnoliopsida, Solanales, Solanaceae.
AUGGGCGAUCCAAGCAAACGUGAAGAGUUACAAGCUCUCCUUCAAGAGGCGCAAGCUGCCAACGAAGCACGAAUAACAGAAGCAGUGGCACAAUCUGAAUCAAGGAUGGUUAAUCAGCUGCAACAAUUAUCGUUACAAUUGCAGGAGUUCAUUGUUGGGUUUAACAAAAAUCAAGGAAAGGAUUCUGAUGCUGGAGCAAGCAGCAAUGUAGGUAACCAACCCUACAGACCAGAGAAUCGGCCUAAUCAGCUGACAGGAAAUAGUGUAGUACCAAGGUACACUAAGCUGGAUUUUCCUACUUUUGACGGAUCUGAAGACCCAUUGAUUUGGCUACACCGUUGUGAGAAAUUCUUCUCCAAUCAGAGAACAAAUGAAGUAGAUAAGGUGGGAUUGGCAGCAUUCCAUCUUUUAGGUGAGGCACAAUUAUGGUAUCAUCAAGUGGAACAAGAGUAUCCCUCUGUUGAUUGGUCUGAAUUCAAAGAAUAUUGUGCUCUCAGGUUUGGGCCUCCACUGGGCAGUAAUCCACUAGGUGAUCUGGUUAACCUUAAGCAAACAGGCUCAAUUGAAGAAUAUCAGCGCCCAUUUCAAGAACGGUUAGUUAGGGCCAGUAAGUGUGUUCGUGUUGACCAGCAAGUUAGUCUUUUCACUGCCGGGCUGAUCGAUUCCAUUCGGCUUGAUGUUGAAAUGUGUAGUCCACCAGAUUUGGUUCAUGCCAUGAAUAUAGCUCGAGCUUUUGAAAAGAAACAGAAGUUAGUGCGGGCAACAUCUUCUCGAAGGGAGACUUGGCAAGGGACUAAAGGCUAUUUCAGUACUACUACAAGUUCAACAAUUCCAACUCCAAAGGGCAGCAAUGCACCAGGUGGUAUUACUGAACCAAAGUUGGUAAGUUCAUCUGCUCCUUUCAUAAAGAAGUUGUCACGAGCUGAAAUGGCAGAGAGAAGGGCAAAGGGAUUGUGUUAUAAUUGUGACGAAUUGUAUUCGAUUGGGCAUCAAUGUAAGAAGCUAUUUUGGUUGGAACUUGCUGAUCUGGAUGAUGAAGAACCUGACCAUAAAGAUGCACAAGAACCUGAAAUUUCCUUAUAUGCCAUCACGGGACAGAAGAACGCAAGAACAAUGCAGUUACUAGCAAUCAUGAAAGGUCAACCAUUGUUGAGCCUGGUUGACUCGGGCAGCACACACAAUUUCAUAAGUUACACAGCAGCGCAACACUUGGGGAUGCAAGUACAGCCUGGGACAAGUGCCAAAGUAUCAGUGGCUAAAGGAGAAAAAGUUUACAGCAAAGGAACUUGCCCAUCAGUAUCCUUCUAUAUUCAUAACCAAAACUUUGAAGCUGACUUCUUUGUUAUUCCGUUAGAUGGCUUUGACAUUGUUUUAGGGGUGAUUUGGUUACAAACAUUGGGCCCCAUUCUUUGGGACUUCGUUACACUUGAAAUGAGUUUUACUUCAAAUGGGAAACAAGUCGUCUUUCAAGGGCAGCAAACCCGUUCGAAAUUGCAGCUUCAAUUAUUGCAUGAUUUAGAUGAGCACCACAGCAAACUGGAGCAGAAAGAUGAGAUAGAAAAACAGCGUGCAGAUAUGUUAAGACAAGGAAUCAUUCGGCCUAGUAGAUCACCCUUCUCAUCUCCAGUUUUAUUGGUUCGUAAGCAUGAUGGAACUUGGCGUUUUUGUGUUGAUUAUCGUGAGCUCAAUGCCAAGACAGUGAAGGAUAAAUUUCUCAUUCCAGUGGUGGAUGAAUUAUUAGACGAAUUGUACGAGUCCAGAUACUUCACGAAGCUAGAUUUGAAGUCGGGCUAUCAUCAGGUCCGCAUGGAUCCCCUAGACAUUGAGAAGACAGCUUUUCGCACGCAUCAUGACCACUUUGAAUUUUUGGUUAUGCCGUUUGGAUUGUCCAACGCUCCAUCAACAUUUCAAGCACUAAUGAAUGAG